Molecule: messenger RNA, 6406 nt
Organism: Frankliniella occidentalis (western flower thrips)
Lineage: Eukaryota; Metazoa; Arthropoda; Insecta; Thysanoptera; Thripidae
Gene: Gapvd1
Product: receptor-mediated endocytosis protein 6 homolog
Exons: 25
Coding region: 154-5103 (1649 amino acids)
Biological process (GO): regulation of GTPase activity; vesicle-mediated transport
Cellular component (GO): endocytic vesicle; cytosol
Molecular function (GO): guanyl-nucleotide exchange factor activity; small GTPase binding
Source: RefSeq, a predicted model, not a curated record
GUGUUUGGAGGAGAGCCUAAACCAACUCCGGAUGUAUUCUUUGGGGCUCAACGAAUUGAAGAAUGAUGUAUUCUUAUUCUUUCUGUAUGGGCCACGUACCUGCCAUUAUUUGUUUUUUUGAAACAUGUAAUAUUCAAAGAUUCUAAUAUCAACAUGGAGGAUAACGCAUCUGCAUCAUCCCUUCAGUGGGACAUGCUUGAUCUAGCUGACCGUCUUCGCCAGGAACGACUUUUUGUGUCUUCAGAACAGGAACACUUAAAAGAACUCAAUGCCAAGGUGGUUUCAGUUUCAUCAUGUUUAGCUCAGAAGGCUUGGAUCAUGGUUCAGCAAAGGGCAAACCUGAAUAGACUUAUAUUAGCUAGGCCUGACUGUCCUCCUUCAGUUUGUUGCCAACGUGCAAUUGCACUUGAGGGCACUCAGUUUAUUGAUGGAGACAAAGAGCUCCCUUUCCAGGAUUGUCUAUCAUUUGGUGAAUUUAUGCAAACAUUGCGUACUUCACCCCACCUCCUUGCAGCUUGUCUUGCUGCUGGUGAUAGACUCAUGCCAGAAACAAUGCCUACAAUCAUAAAUACUCUGUAUGGAGGACUGUUUGGGUCUUGUUUGUUGCCUGAAGACAAACUUCUUGUCUUACGUCUGCUGCGACAUUUGACACAGAUCCAGCUUGUGCCAUUGGAAAAUCCUCGAAGGAUGCUUAGACAUGGUUCGUCUGCUCUUGCCAGAAUGUAUGCUUUAUUCCAUGAAGGUCUGUUCUCCGCUAAAAUAUUUUUAACAGCAGCAUUGCAUGAUCCAAUUAUGCAGUUACUCAUGGAAGAUGAGUCCUUUCUAGACAUUGACCCUGACAAGGCUGUAGUGAGAUUUGCUCCAGAUGAACAGCUGAAAAAGUUCGGCAAGAAAGGUACACCAGAAUAUGACUUGCGCUUGCACGAAUAUCGCAGUUGGACAGUGGUCAAUCUUGUGGGAUUAGUGCAACAUUUUGUCGUUAGUCUGAGAGAAAAUAUGCAUUGUUUCCCAACUUCUAUUCGAUGGCUUGUUCGGCAAAUAUCAGGGAUGCUCAGCAAAUCUGGACAGCUGAAACCUAAGGAGGUCUUUGACAUCUGUGUGGACCUUAUCUUCUCCUUUCUGAUUUGCCCUGCAAUUGUAAAUCCAGAGCAGCAUGGUAUUACUGAUGCACCUGUCAGUUAUAUCGCAAGAUUUAAUCUAAUUCAGGUUGCUCAAAUUUUACAAGUCCUGGCCUCCCGCAAAUAUCAAGAUGUGGAUCCUAAAGUGUGGGAUCUGUAUUCACAAUUCGAUAAAGACAUAUUGUCUUCUCUUGUUGAUGGACUCUUAGAAGGUGCAGCCAACGGACUCUUGGAAGAACCAGUCAUAUCAGAGAGUAGUAAAUUACAAGGACUGUCCCGCUCUGCUGCUCUCUUGACAGAGGCUGAGCUCUAUGGCUUGGUGAAUUUCCUCCAGAUGGUCCAGGCUAGUACUAGUCCUGAUGCAGCUGGACUCUUUGAUGAAGCUGGAGUCGACAGGAAACUCCUGGCAGCUCUUCUUGCACAACUUCCACCAACAGCCAUUGCUACUGCUGCAUCUUUUUCACAGCCUACCAGCAACAUGAAUGGCAAUAUGUCAUCUCCAUCUGGUGGUCCAGCUCAAGGUCCUUCCUCCUCAGGAAAUAAUUCUAAGCUAAACAAUUUGUCUCCUCCACAUGCAGCAAAUGGGAAUGGGUCCUCACCGGACACGCCCAACAGGAAGGCUAGCAUAAUAGGAAAAGGGGUUGCAGUAGCUAUGAGUAAAACUUCAAAGGCUAUCCGCAGUGUGGCAGGGUCUGGUGAUAGUGUUGAUGAAAACCUUGGAAAUGAGGGUGUUGAAGAUGGGUUGGAUGUGCCAAAGUACAGUGUGCUGGUCAUACCCUUCUCUCCUGAUAGGGGACAGUAUGUUGGCCUUCUCCCUGAGCAGAAAGUUUUGAACAUUGAUUGUGAGGCACAAAAAAAUAUCCCAACUGGAUCUGCUGUCCACCUUAGUGUGGCUGGUUCAUCUUCUGUAAGAGUACUGGGCAUUCCUCCUGAACGCUCAGAGAGUUUGGAGAAGCGCACAAGGUUCUCUUUAUCUCAUGACGAAGGGUCAAUUGGGAACACAAGUGACAAUCUUGAAGCAGUUUCAGAAGCUGCUUCUAACCAUAGUGUAGCUUCAUCUCUGGAACUAGAGAAUGAAGAUCAAGAUCAAAACGACAACUUGUCAGACAUGGUGUCAGCCAAUGUGUCUGGAAGAGGAACUCCCAAUAUAUCAGGACGUGAUACACCUUCUUCACAGAUCACAGAGGGUGAUGAAGGAGCAAGGAAUGUUGCCAUUGAGCCACGUCCUAACUAUGAUCUCCCACCUCCACCACCUCCAACCAAGCAAAGCCGCUCCGAUAUUGAUGAUAAAUUUGGAAAGUUUGAAAUCAAAAAAUUGCUUGAAGGUGAUGAGACUACAUCUCUUGUUAGUGAUACCUGGAGCACAGAUGUCCUUGCCAGUGAUAGUGAACUGAUUGAGCAAAGUGAUAGAGAGCGUGAGCGUGAACGUGAACGCAACUAUGCUCAACAACCCCCCUUGUUGCCACUCGCUUUACAGCCACCUUUAGUCCCACUUCCAGGUAUUUUACCUGGUCCUCCUGGUUCAGCUCAACAAAGUUUGAUUGAUAUGUCUGAAACUGCUUCUGAAGCAUGGAGCACAGAUGUUCUUGCUUCAGACUCAGAGCGCAUGCUUGAAAUAGACACUGAUGAUACUAGCAGUGUUGCUAGAUCUGAUGAUACCGCAAGAUCGGAGGUUGAAAGCCGGGGUGAACCUGAAGGUGGUGAUGAUACCCCUCCAUUGAGUUCAGCUGGUGCUGCAGUUUUUCGUCCAAUUCGAGAUGAAGGCAGACCAGCAAGCGUGUCUAGUUUGGCUAGUUCUGCCAGUGGAAUGGUGCCACCUUCCCCAACGAGAAGUGAUACUGUUGCUCAUCAUUCUUGGAAUGUAACUGGAAGAGGAGGGGGCCGUGCAGAUUAUAGAAGACGCACCCUUGAAUAUAUUGAUAACAAUGCUCGUGCACAAGCAGCUGCCAUCAGCCGACCAACUCCAUUGCCCAUCACUCACGAAGAGACUCGCAUUCCACCAAUUGGCCGCAGUCAAAGUGUUCCAGUUUCACCACCUCUGUCUGCAGUCAGUGAUCCUACCACAGCCUCUCCGUUGCUUCGUCCUGAGCCAUCUUCCACCCCUCUAAAUCCGCUUUCAGUAUCUGCUUCCUCACUGAUUCCUGUGCCUUCCAAUUCCACACCAUCCUCCUCCAAUGCUUCAAUGCUUCCUGGACCUUCUGAGGUGUUGAUUGACAUUGAUCGGGGAGAUGAAGCUGCUUCUCAGAUAGCAAGUCAUGCCAGCACAGCGAGUUUGACUUCCUCGAGUAGUAGCGCUGGCGGUGCCAGUGGUGGCCCCAGUGGAAGUGGUGGAAGCAGUAGUGCACAACCACCUCCACCUGCACUGACCUCAACACCCACUCCGGACUUGCCAGCUCCUGCGCCCGUGCUAGCCAACGGUAGUAUUUGUGGGGUUGGCGCUGUCCCUCGUACAGGCAUUGCUACUGGAGCCAUUCCGAAGAGCAUCAGCUUUGACAAGACGGCUGAAAGAGGAGACAAAGAGCUCCUGGAUGAUGACCAAAAACACAAACGUGGUUUCUUCAGAAACUUUAAACUAACAUUUAACAAGAAUCGUCGUGGGAAAAGUCUAAACCGGUCUGGUGAUGACAUGGGGCGGUAUGACAGUCUGGAUGGUGACGGUCCGCAUCUCCGUCUGAGACGUGGGCCUCCUGAAGAAGAAAAGGGAGCUUACGCUGAGUCUUCCGAAGACAUCCUUGCCAAGUAUCGUCGGAAGCCCAGCUCUGGUGCCGAUUCAGCUGCUUCCGAGUCAUCCGGGAGGGUACCGCUGUCCGCUGCUAGUCUCUCUGAACGCGACGCAGAGCAGGGCAGGGAGGACGAAAGGCUUUUUAUUGAUCCUAAUAAUGUGGAGGCAUCUUACGCUUUCAAGGAUGCAAAGAGAAAACUUAGAAUGGUCUUAAGCACUGCCGAUCUGCAUCAUGUGCCCUGGCGCUCUCAGUGCCCUAACAAAGUUGAUGAUCCAUUGUUGAGGAAAGAUAAUGAGUUGAUUGCAUUUUUGAAAAUGCAGCUGGCAGAGGCCAUAAAUUUGCAAGAUCGAGCUCUAGCUGCCCACUUGCAUGAAACAUUACGCUGCAUUAAACUGUUCAACAAUGAUGGAUGUCAGAAACUUUUCCAUUCUCUUAAAGAGGACUAUCGACAAAGAACUCCUUAUACUGCAUAUCUUGUCAGAUGCCGUCAAGGUUUACUAUCCACCCUGGCUCAUCUUGAAAGAAUGAUUGAGCGUAUUAGAUGUGAGGGAGUGAUAUGCAAUCGAUGUAUUGUUUCGGUGUGCGUCCGAAUGUUCUUGGAAAGAAGGGAAGGACAGGUCAAUGACUUUACUCUGGAGUUCCAACAGCUAACCCUUGCAGAUGAAAAAACAGAUCUUCUAGAGAGAUUUUUGCUAACUGUUGCUGCUGAUAUGGAAAGAGAUCCAUUCUGGUCAGGUGUUAACAAAGAGCAAUUAGAUCAAGCUCGGACUGCAAUUGAACAAGCUAUUAUAAGCAGAGUAUAUCCAUAUGCUCUGUAUCCCAAUGGGGAAGGUGACAUGUUACGCGAUAAAGUGCUUCAUAAUCAUAUGAAAAAGUUAUCUGAAAUUAUUACACCAAACCACAAAGAUAUUGAUAUUGCCAAGAUGUUUCACUAUGAGUGCCCAUGGCCUUCCGCCCAAGCAGAAAUUGCUUCCAUCUCUGCAUACAAGACACCUCAGGACAAGCUGCAAUGUGUGUCCCGUUGUGCAACUACAAUUAUGAAUUUGUUAAAGAUGGUUCAAGAACGCAAUGUUCCAGCUGCUGACGAUCUUGUUCCUGUGCUGGUUUUUGUUCUUAUAAAGGCUAAUCCACCAGCUCUCCUAUCCACUGUUCAAUAUGUGAACACAUUUUAUGGAAGCAGAUUAGAAGGAGAGGAACAUUAUUGGUGGACUCAGUUCUGCUCUGCCAUUGAGUACAUAAAGACCUUGGACUACAGGGAUUGAUCAAGUUCACGCCAUGACAUCAAAUAUGAAUCAUUUGGGAAGACUAUUCUUGAUUAAAAUCUCCAGUCAAUGGUUUGGAGAUUCAUUAUUUUUAAUGGCAUGGAGUGGAUAAGUUAAGCUGUACUCACAGUGGUGGGCAGGGCACUGACCACUGGGAUUACUGAUUAUCUGCAAGUGUAAUUGCAGACUCAUAAGCGUUUUAAAUGACUGAAUUAAUCAAAAUGAUAUUAGAGGAUAGAGCAUGGAUUCGAUUACUUUUAUAUAAGACAGUUUAAUGCCUUAUCAUUAUCAUGUGUUGGUAGAGAAUUGAAAUCACAUCUGUAUUUACUAUUUUUGUAUGGCCACAACAUUCAAUUACUGACAACUCCCUGUAAAAUAUUAAAUUAUUUCAUUACUUCUUGUAGUCUAUGAAGGAAACAUUCCCUGUCUGUGAUGGCCAAUUUCAGUGUGGUGCUAAAGAUCUUGUAUUCAGUAAGUGGAGAAAACUGAAAAAAAUGACAUAUUACAUAUUAUUGAUUCUUCUGCGUGGUGUAGAAUCCCGUAGACACUAGUUCCUUGUGUACAGCAAUAUAAAUGACCGUAAAAUUAUUUUUGUGCUUCAUUGCCCUUUUUCUAUCUAAUCUAAUUUUCCAUUCCUAGAUUAUACUGUAAUAAUCUUUAUUUUGUUUAAAGCAAAGUUGGAUAGGCUGAGUUUAAUUUGCCAAUUUGUUUCUUUUUCCCCAGAAUAUUAUGUUCUUGAGAUUUUGACUUAGUACAUGAAAUAUUACUUGUUUGUUAAUGUCUUAAGCUUUUGUUGCAUUUUUAUAUGGAUAAGGUAUUAUUAGUUUGUGUUCAGACCUUCUUUUUUUUUUUGAAGCAAGGUAUUCUUUCCUGAACCUACACAUCUAUCCCUCAUUUGAAUCAGUUGUUUGCUUCUUCAAACACCUCACUGCCAUUCAAGUGAUGGAUAAAUGUGUUUGAUUGUAUGGUACUCUGGAUCCUCUCCGUCUGUGCUGUUUCUUCCACUCUCUUGAAAAGAGCUGUUUAAUCAUCAAUUUAACACGUCACAAAGGCAUGUCGGUGGCUUAGGUAUGGUAUUAAACAUUGCUUGAGUAUUGUUAUUCUUUGAAAUCUACUUACAAUUUAAUUAUGUUUUUAAGCUAUUCAUCUUUUUUUUUUUGAUACUUCUUAUGUAAAGUUAUUGUCUUGUGUUUAUGUUUAGUUGUGGAUUAUAACAUUUAGGGUUCUCCCCUUGUUAUGUGUGCAGUCACUGCUGGUCAGUCGCAUUAUUAUUAAUAAUAAAUUUGCCUAGCUAAACUGAUAA